GGCCCGAGCUGGGGCGGCUGCCCUGAGCAGUCUGGCUCCGGUGCGCUGACUCCGCUGCCCGCCACGUCGCUGGGCCGGGCUGCGGGCACUUCCCCGCCGUCCCACGGCCGCCCGGCCGCCGCAGGCCUGCCGCGCCCGGAUGCGUCUGUUCCCAGAGUGGAGCAUCUGUCCAUGUCCUACAUCUGCCGCAAAGCAUGCCAUGGCCUGCGAGUGCUCCCCGAAGUUGCUCUCACCUCCUGCAAAGCCAGACCUCACCCAGAGAGCACACAGUGCCAAGCCCACAACUCUCCAAGGAAGAAAACGGCCCAGCCAGGGAGCAUGCCCUGAGCAACUCCUGACCCUUCAGCCAAGCAGCAGGGAACCAUUAGCAGCCUGAGGAUUGGCCAGCUGGGAGCCUCAGGGACCGCCCAGCCUUGCUCCUGGCUCACCCAAAAGAUGUGGACAGCCCUUGUGCUCGUUUGGAUUUCCUUCUUGUCCUUAUCUAACAGCCAAGUGCCAACUCAGGAUUCAAGGCACUUACUCCCCAACCAGACGGAUAAUCCAGCCAAGAUAAAUGCAUCUGUAAUGACAGUUAUAAGCAUCCUUAAUGGAACGUCUAAAACAGUGACCGGGGUGACACCUUCUCCUGUCACCUUGGCUGCAGGGACUCCGGAGGCCAACCCCAGCUCUCCUGUGGUCAUAGCAGGGAGAACACUCAGGACAGACACAGGGACAGAAGGUCCCCCUGACCCAGUCACCUCCAGCCUGCCCCUGCCAUCUGCCCUGACGUCAUCAGCAUGGCAGACUCUAUCCUCCAGCACUCUCAUCAGCACAUCCCCAAUGCAGGUGCCAAGAAUAGCAUCUCUGACGACACCGGCCACUAGUGCUCAGACUGCCCCUGGGAUGACACCAGGUGCCAAUGGCCUGACAGGCACACAGGGCCCUUCCGAGCACAUCCCUGGCAACUCCCCAGCCAGCCUGGCACCCUCCUUGAGUCCCCAAGCACUUAAUGAGUCCAUACAAGUCUCCAUCAUCCAGACGCCGACAGCCUGGCCUAUGGAUGGAACAGCAAGUGGGCCCGCAUCCACCCUCUUCAACACAACCUCAGACCCCACCCGCAUAUCCAUGGCUUCUGUGGCUUCUGUGUCCACCACCGCAGUGACCACCACCACGACACAAGCCCAGGAGCUGACUACCAGCACAGAGCCAGCACCUGCACCUCACACCAGCCCAACCCCCGAGGUGGAGGUCACGUCCCCCACGACACAGCCAAGCCCUGCUCCGUUGACCCGGGAUGCCACAGGACCAGGCACACCCGGGACACCAGAACAGGUGCCACCCGAAACAUCACCUGGUACUGCUUCCACCGCCCUGACACCCGGGAGUUCAGGGGGCUCUAAGAUGCCAACCACAGACUCGUGCUCGCUUAGCACCCAAGGCCAGUACCUGGUGGUCACCACCAAGCCCCUUUCCCAGUCUCUAGUAAACAGAGGCUUCCUCCUGGCACUGCUCUUGCUCGGGGUGACUCUCUUCAUCAUAAUUUUGGUUCUGUUUGCCCUACAAGCCUACGAGAGCUACAGGAAGAAGGAGUACACACAGGUAGACUAUCUAAUCAACGGGAUGUACGCAGACUCAGAACUGUGAGGAGUCUGGGAGGCUGAGCCCACCUCUCCUUCCAUUUUGCCUCUGAGACCAAACCCAGUGCUUCCAGAUUCCUUUGGUGCAAUUAGGAGCUAUGCCGGAUGCUUCAACACAUUUACAUGCUGUCAGACAAAUUCCACGAUCACUCGAGUUGCUGCUUUUUCAUAUUUAUUUUUAUAAACAGUCAUGUUCAUGGAGCAGGCAGCGAUUCCCCUGUGGGCGGGACUGGCAGGGUCCCAAGGUGGAUCCCGACCAGAAUUAAAGCAAUGACUGCUUUCCAUUCAGCCCUGUGUCUCGGCCAUUUGUGUAGGCCGAGUCCUGCCAACCCUUACGUCGUGAUGAGCCUGCCUGGGACACGCAUGAUGGGGUUCGUGUUCAUAAACACUUGCUGUAACCCCAGG
Molecule: messenger RNA, 2021 nt
Organism: Nyctereutes procyonoides (raccoon dog)
Lineage: Eukaryota; Metazoa; Chordata; Mammalia; Carnivora; Canidae
Gene: CUNH11orf24
Product: chromosome unknown C11orf24 homolog
Exons: 4
Coding region: 436-1623 (395 amino acids)
Cellular component (GO): Golgi apparatus
Source: RefSeq, a predicted model, not a curated record